Messenger RNA from Bombus pyrosoma, 843 nucleotides. RefSeq names its product thioredoxin-like protein 4A (gene Dim1). The record is from RefSeq and is a predicted model, not a curated record. Bases 275 to 703 code for a protein of 142 amino acids. Gene Ontology annotation, biological process: mRNA splicing, via spliceosome. Lineage: Eukaryota; Metazoa; Arthropoda; Insecta; Hymenoptera; Apidae. Gene Ontology annotation, cellular component: U5 snRNP; spliceosomal complex; U4/U6 x U5 tri-snRNP complex. The transcript is spliced from 3 exons.
AAUUUUGACUUUCGCAAAUAAACGUAUUAUAGCGGUGGUGUUGAUCAUAUUGUGAGAAGUUAAAAGAAACCUUUAUUCUAUAAUCUCAAUCAUAUGAUAAAACCCAUGUAAAUAGUGUAUAAUUAUUACAUAAUUUUGUAGAAUAUAUUGUUAUUCUACACUUUUUAGUUUGUGAUAUAUGCCAAUAAAAAGUGUUCUAAACUUGAAUAUAAAAAUAUAGGUUACAUUAAAUUUGUUCACUUUUCUUGGAUCUGUAUUUGAUAAACAGAAAACAAUGUCUUAUAUGUUGUCGCAUCUCCACAAUGGAUGGCAAGUAGAUCAGGCAAUAUUAUCUGAAGAAGAUAGAGUAGUUGUUAUUAGAUUUGGCCAUGACUGGGAUCCAAUGUGUAUGAAAAUGGAUGAAGUUCUUUAUAAUAUUGCUGAAAAAGUAAAAAACUUUGCUGUCAUUUAUCUAGUUGAUAUUACUCAAGUACCUGAUUUUAAUAAAAUGUAUGAAUUGUAUGAUCCUUGUACAGUUAUGUUUUUCUUUCGAAAUAAACAUAUAAUGAUUGAUUUGGGAACUGGAAAUAAUAAUAAAAUAAACUGGACAUUAGAGGACAAACAAGAAAUGAUUGAUAUUAUUGAAACAGUCUACAGAGGUGCCAGAAAAGGUAGAGGUUUAGUUGUUUCACCAAAAGAUUAUUCUACAAAAUAUCGUUAUUAAUUAUUUUUAUUAAUUAUAAUAUUAGAAAAUAUUUUAUAUUAAUGUAUGAAUCAGAGAGAAAAUAUUGGUAUAUAACUGAACUUACAUCAAUAAAUAAAAAUAUAUCAUAAUUACAAAUAAAUAUAAAGUUAUAUGUAGCA